AUGCAAAGGAAUUACGAUACUUUCGGGAUCCCAGCAGAAAUCGAGCCAUCAGAAAUCUCGCCGAAAAGUGAUGGUGUAGAAAUUACAUGGAACGACUCGCAUAAAAGCUACUACCCUUGGUCGUGGUUUUAUGAAACCUUGACUGCCCGUACAAACGAUCGCGCACUGGCACAAAGCGAAAAGAAAUUGUGGGGUGCUAGUAUUGAAAACACCCCUCCAGAAGUUCCUUUUGAAUCGGUCGUAGGCGCCAAAGACUCAAACGGUCUCGCGGAGCUGACAGACAAAAUUCGUGCAUAUGGUCUCUGCUUCGUAACAAACACCCCCGCUACGCCUGAAGCUUCCGAGAAGCUGCUAGAGACAAUUGGACCUAUCCGAAAUACGCAUUACGGCGGCUUUUACGAUUUUGUUCCUGAUCUUGCCUUGGCGGAUACGGCAUACACGAACCUGGCGCUCGCGGCUCACACCGACACGACGUAUUUUACAGAGCCGGCGGGCCUGCAAGCAUUCCACCUGCUCUCGCAUACACCUCCCCCGAAUCAACGCCCCGAGGAGGCUCUCGGCGGCCAGUCGCUGCUUGUGGAUGGCUUCCACGCUGCCUCGGUGCUCAAGCAAGAGUCGCCCGAGGAUUACGAAACGUUGCGACGUGUCAAGGUGCCGUGGCAUGCGAGCGGUAACCAAGGCGUAGCGAUUGCACCAGACCGCGCGUACCCUGUGAUUGAGGAAGACUCAACCCUGCGUAGGAUUCGGUGGAACAACGAUGACAGAGGCGUAAUUCCGCUGGAUGUCGACGUCAAUCAGUGGUACAGGGCCGCGCGCAAGUGGAACGAAAUUCUGACGCGCAAGGAUAGCGAGUACUGGUUUCAACUUACACCUGGGAGGAUGCUGAUCUUUGAUAACUGGCGGGUACUCCAUGGACGGAGCGCGUUUGAGGGUCUGAGACGCAUCUGCGGUGGCUAUAUUAACCGAGAUGAUUUUAUUUCUCGAUGGAAGACGUCCAACUUUGAGAGAGACGAGUGUUGGUUGGUCAGCGAUCGCAGAUUGUCUGCAAUCGUACUGCUUUGGCUCCACCCGAAACCAAAUAUAGCAAAUCUGGUUUCUCUUUCGGAACAACAUAGCUUGAGAGUCGAGGUUGGCAAGGCGUGGUGCCAUCAGGCUGAUCUCAGCAAAGUUGAGCUGAUUGCGAAGCUUGAGAAACCGUCACGAGCUGACUGCACCUCCCGCCGAGAAUUGGCAGGCGCCUAA
Molecule: messenger RNA, 1242 nt
Organism: Cordyceps militaris CM01
Lineage: Eukaryota; Fungi; Ascomycota; Sordariomycetes; Hypocreales; Cordycipitaceae
Product: trimethyllysine dioxygenase
Exons: 8
Coding region: 1-1242 (413 amino acids)
Biological process (GO): carnitine biosynthetic process
Cellular component (GO): mitochondrion
Molecular function (GO): iron ion binding; trimethyllysine dioxygenase activity
Source: RefSeq, a predicted model, not a curated record